AGUGGUGCUGGGAAAACAGAGAGUACGAAGUUGUUGUUGCGGCACAUAAUGAACCUAUGCAAAGGCAACUCGCAGCUGGAGCAGCAGAUACUUCAGGUGAAUCCGUUGCUUGAAGCUUUUGGCAAUGCCCAGACAGUGAUGAAUGACAACAGCAGCCGCUUUGGAAAAUACAUACAGCUGCGUUUCCAGAAAAAUACAGUGCAAGGUGCAAAGCUGAAUGAGUACCUGUUAGAGAAGUCACGAGUGGUGCAACAAGAUGCUGGGGAAAGGAAUUUCCACAUCUUCUACUACAUGUUUGCUGGUCUAUCUUCAGAGCAGAAGGAGAUGUAUGGGUUAUUGGAUCCUUCACUCUACAGGUACAUAAGUGGACGGUUUGGUACACAGGAAGUAGCUGAACGCUGGAAGCACAAAUACCAAGAGGUUUGCAAUGCCCUUGACAUGGUGGGCUUCCAAGAACAGGAGCAAGUGGACAUGCAGGCUAUCUUGGCUGGUGUGUUGUCUCUGGGCAAUGUGACUUUUGAUCCUGAGGAGAGCAAUGGGUCUGUAAAAGUCAAUGAAGCCUCUCGGGGAUGGCUGAAGGCUGCAGCGGGUCAGUUUGGAGUCCAGGAAGAUGAGCUGCUAAAAUGCCUGAUUUGUACGACAUCAGUGACCCGAGGCGAGCAGAUCCAGCGUUUUCACACCCAGCAGCAGGCAGAAGAUGCUCGGGACUCCAUUGCAAAGGUGGCCUAUGGCCGAGUGUUUGGCUGGAUUGUUAGCAAGAUCAAUGAGCUGCUGGCUGAAAAUGUGGACCCUGAGGUGGAACUGAGGGAGAUAGGCAUAUUGGAUAUUUUUGGAUUCGAAAACUUUGCAGUGAAUCGUUUUGAACAGCUUUGCAUAAACUUGGCCAAUGAGCAGCUGCAGCAUUUCUUCAACCAUCACAUUUUCCAGCUGGAGCAGGCUGCCUAUAAGGAAGAAGGGCUGCCUUGGGAGACUAUCACAUUCAACAAUAAUGAACCUAUUCUGAAUCUGCUCCUGGCCAAGCCACUUGGGCUGCUGUCUCUUCUGGAUGAGCAGAGUGCAUUCCCUCAGGCAACUGAUAAGACAUUUGUGGACAAGCUAAACAGCAGCUUUAAGAGGAGUUUACACUUCCAGCCAGCCCGAGGUCGUGUUUUGGGCUUCAGCAUCAUGCACUAUGCUGGGAAAGUACAAUAUGCUGCCAGGGGCUUCCUAGAGAAGAACAGAGACACCUUGCCAGCCAAUAUCCGUGAGCUCUUCAUCAACAGCAUCACCCCCUUGCUCAGUGUACUGUUCACAGCCACUAUCUCCAGGACAGGGACCCUGAUGCCUCAUGUGAAAGCUAAGGUCGUACCAGGAGCAGAAGACAAGUUCCACAGCACACGGAAGCAGUCUGUUGGAGCUCAGUUCCGGCAUUCCCUGAUGGUGCUCAUGGAGAGGAUGUAUUCUGCUGACCCACACUUUGUGCGCUGCAUAAAGCCCAAUAACCAGAAGGAGCCAGGUGUGCUGGACAAUCAGGUGAUGCUGCUGCAGCUCCGGUACAAUGGGCUGCUGGAGACAAUCCGUAUCCGAAGAGAUGGUUUCUCCUGGAGACCCUCCUUUGAGGAAUUUGCUGAAAGAUACGGAAUUCUUCUAGUUAAACCUGGUGUUCCCCUCACAAAAGAGAGCUGCUUGGAGAUACUGCAAAGUACAGAGCUGAAAGGCUGGAUUUGUGGAAAGUCUCGACUUUUCUUUAAAUAUUGGCAUCAGGAGCAGCUGGCAAAGCAUGUGGAGCGACUGGAAAGAGCAGCAGUUAUCAUACAGAAAGUUUUUAGGGGAUUCAGAUGCAGGAAGAGUUUCCUAAAGCUCUCGGCUGAGCUGAGAGCUCGAGCACAGCAGCUACAGGAGGAGGCAGAGAGAGAAAGACUCCGGCAGCUGGCACUGGCAGCAGAGGCCCAAGAAAGAAACUCCUUUCCAGUGCCCAUGCCACGGAAGAGGUGCCCUCAGUCUAGUCAUCCUUCUGGUCAGUCACAGCAGCCACCAGUGCCACGGCCACGCAGCAAACUAACAGAGUCCACUCCUUUUGAUAACUUCUUAAACCCUUCUGUGCCUCGUCCUGUCCUGGGAACUGAGGAACAGACUGGGGAAGAAGCGAAAAUGAGGAAACUCAAGAGGGGAGCAACUGUGCGCUGGUUCAAAGAGACACAGGCCCAGAAGGUCGUGCAGGAUGACGGGGCCUUUCCAAGCUGGCUGCAUGGCAUGAUCAGUCGGAGGGAAGCUGAAAACUUGCUGAUUGACAAGCCUUUGGGUUGCUUCCUUGUUCGGAUCAGCCAGAGCAGACCUGGCUACAUCUUGACAUACCGGGGCGAAGGGCGCUGCAGACACUACAUGAUCCAGGUGCAGCCCAACGCACGCUACGUCAUCCUGGGGGAGGACCGGGCCCACGCCUCGCUCACCGAGCUGGUGCGCUACCACCAGGCCGUGGGCAUCCAGCCCUUCAUGGAGAUCCUGACUGUCCCCUGCGGGCAGAAAAGUAGUGAGAGCUUGUGUUACGAAAACCUGGAGGAUCUCACGCUGAGUUCACAAGCAGACAAGGAGGAAGCCCCUUCAGAGAAGCAGUCCUGUCCCUCCCUGCCUUCCAGCAGCAAACCUGCUAUGCAGUGGUUCAGGAGGACCAAGAAUAUCCAAAACCAGGAGACCUCAGACAAGGGGAGAGCAAAGCCCAGCUCUGCAGAGUGCAGCCGACGAGCCUUCCCUCGUCUCCGCUCUUCCAUACACCUGGCAAUACAGGAAAUCCAGCAGUUCACUUCCACUCCCAUGAGCUGUCUAAACAGAGGAGCUCACUGCACUGAGGAUGUGCUGCCCAAGUAACAUGGUCCAAGUGGCUCAGACCUGUCCUCUUCCAGUGCUGUUGGGCCUUGCCUAACAGUGAACACAUCCAGACAUACAGCAGCUUUUUGUUUUUUUUUUAAUUUCUGCACCCAGCUGGCCCUGUGCUUUUAGACAAGGCUGAUGCAGAAGUUCACUUUCCUCAUCCUCAGCACUGAGCCACAGUGUGACUGCAGUAUCUGGACCACUCUGAUCCUGCAGAGGGGAGAGGAUGGGAACAGUCACAUUCUGCACAGACCCACAGUGCCUGACAGUCUGUGUGUCAGUACUUCAGUGUUCCUGGAGGCUGUGAAUAGUCACAAACUGGGUAUCUCCCAACAACCUCUUCUGUCACAAAUAUCUGAUUACCUACCUCUUUCUCUUUAAAUAUUCUCUGUUUUGGUCUUUUGUACCUGCUGCUCUGGGAGCCAAGGGAAGUUGGGCUUGGGCAGUAAAAAUUAAAACUGAGACAAGGUCAAGAAGAUCUUUCUUGUAGAGGGGAUUCACUGCCCUUGCAUCAGUGUGCUGGCACACUGCUCCACAGCCCUUAACCAGAGCUAAAGUCAGGGAGUCACUGGUGAAACCCUCUCACUCAUCCUGGCUGAAAUCUCUACUAGUCCAGGCUGGAAAACAUGCUGCUUUACGCUGAGGGUGGGUAGAGGUCUUGGAGUAUAAAGGACCAUACUACUUGUACUGUCUUUACCUUUACUGUACCUUUUAAAAUAAAUUUCCU
Molecule: messenger RNA, 3574 nt
Organism: Ficedula albicollis (Collared flycatcher)
Lineage: Eukaryota; Metazoa; Chordata; Aves; Passeriformes; Muscicapidae
Product: myosin-IIIb-like
Exons: 27
Coding region: 49-2844 (931 amino acids)
Cellular component (GO): myosin complex
Molecular function (GO): ATP binding; protein binding; cytoskeletal motor activity
Source: RefSeq, a predicted model, not a curated record